This is a messenger RNA of Glycine soja, 740 nucleotides long. Its product is annotated as tyrosine-protein phosphatase DSP3-like. The record is from RefSeq and is a predicted model, not a curated record. Gene Ontology annotation, biological process: protein dephosphorylation. Gene Ontology annotation, molecular function: phosphatase activity. The coding region runs from base 51 to 644 and encodes 197 amino acids. Lineage: Eukaryota; Viridiplantae; Streptophyta; Magnoliopsida; Fabales; Fabaceae. Gene Ontology annotation, cellular component: cytoplasm. The transcript is spliced from 5 exons.
AUAUACCCUUUUGAACCUUACAGUUGUUAGCGAAGGCUGAAAGAAUAACGAUGGUGGGAGUGGUGAUAGAAGAUGAAGUUGUUGUUGCUCCAACUAACUUUUCAAUGGUUGAAGAGGGAAUUUAUCGCUCUAGUUUCCCUCGUUCUUCAAAUUUCUCCUUUCUUGAAUCUCUCAAUCUUCGAUCCAUCAUAUACUUGUGCCCCGAACCCUAUCCGCAAGAAAAUUUAGAGUUUCUUCAAUCGCAAAAUAUUCGGCUCUUUCACUUUGGUAUUGAAGGCAAGACGGAUCUCUCUGUGUCUGCCGUUAGAGAUAACAUAUUGGAGGCUGUUAAAGUUUUAAUUGAUGUGAGAAAUCAUCCAGUUUUAAUCCACUGCAACCAAGGAAAGCACCGAACUGGUUGCGUUGUUGGUUGCUUGAGAAAAUUGCAGAGUUGGUGUCUAUCUUCUGUGUUUGAGGAGUACAAGCGAUUUGCUGGUGCUAAAUAUAGGACAACAGAUUUAAGGUUCAUAGAAACAGUUGACUUAUUAAGCCUGAGACAGUGUCUUAACAGCAUCAUAUACCAGUACCUAGGAUAUGCUUCAAAGAAGCUGAGGUUGCGGUAUAGAGAUGAGAAUUCAAUCAAGCCCCAGUUAACAUCAGUUUAAUUAGCUUUUUAGUGGAGCUGUUCAUUAGUUAUUUGAACACAAAAUUUGAUCACACACUAUGUGACGUUACAUUCAAUUGUUUUAUUUUUUCAUUUA